UCGGCAGUUCAAUACAUUUACUACGAUCUCCACCAACGGUUUCUGCUGUCGUUUUCAGUGUAGACCAUGGGCCGGUGGUGUUGGACUUGUGUUACGUAAUUCUGUGAAUUGAUACCGGAUCAUCGCGAGUGUUGUGGCUUUAAUAUCUGAGGCGGUGUAAACAAAACUAACUUAACAGUGUCGGGUCUGUGGUUACUACUGUUAAUUAGUGAGCAGGAUACGGUUAAUUAGUGACUUUGCCGCGGCUAAUUAGUGACCUGGCAAGAGUUAAUUAGUGUCCAACAAAGACUGAUGAUGUCGGACGUGGAGGAACAACAAGAGUUCACGCGGCCUGGUUCUGGGAAUAAGGUCAAACCCAUGGACGCUCACUUAAACAAUGCCAAAGACAAUGACAAUGAAGUGUCCAAUACAGGCAUUGGCUGCUGUGGCUACAUCCUUUGGGCCCUGUCCUUGCUGAUGAUCAUUUGUACCUUCCCAUUCUCUCUGUGCCUGUGUAUCAAGGUUGUGCAGGAGUAUGAGCGUGCAGUUAUUUUUAGACUGGGUCGUCUUGUCUCUGGUGGUGCUAAGGGCCCAGGUCUGUUUUUCAUCAUUCCCUGCAUGGACUCCUACACUAAAGUUGACCUCAGGACUGUGUCCUUUGAUGUCCCACCACAGGAGGUGUUGACCAGAGACUCAGUGACCGUUGCCGUGGACGCUGUUGUGUACUACCGCGUCAAAAACGCCACCAUGUCCAUCACCAACGUGGAAGACGCCAACAGAUCCACGCGUCUGCUGGCCGCCACCACCCUGAGGAACGUUCUGGGCACCAAGAACCUGAGUGAGAUCCUGUCAGACCGAGAGAACAUCAGCCACCUUAUGCAGACAUCAUUGGACGAGGCCACUGAUCCGUGGGGUGUGAAGGUUGAACGUGUGGAAGUUAAAGAUGUCCGCCUCCCAGUCCAGCUACAGAGGGCCAUGGCUGCUGAAGCUGAAGCUUCCAGAGAAGCCAGAGCUAAGGUGAUUGCAGCAGAGGGUGAGCAGAAGGCCUCCCGCUCCCUGAAGGAAGCCGCAGACAUCAUGAUCCAGUCACCAGCCGCCCUGCAGCUCCGCUACCUCCAGACUCUCAACACCAUCUCCGCAGAGAAGAACUCCACCAUCAUCUUCCCCCUGCCCAUUGACAUGCUGUCUGUUUUCAUGAAAAAGUAGUGGGGGCAGCCAGGUGUGUCUGUUAUCACUAAGAUGAUUUUUUACAACUCUCAGUUAUAAUAGGGUACAACAUCAGCUAUUUAGAGGGUAAACAGUCAAAUGGAUAGACUGAUACACAUGUGAUCAAAAUUUACUUUGGGUCAUUUAAAAUUUAAAUGGUUCAGUUUUUUUAAAAAAAUAAAAAAUUCUAUUACUUUAAUUUUUUAUUUCAACAUCAAUGAUCGGGUUUUAAUAUUUUAAAAAAAAGUGUUUUUUUUUUACAUUUUAAAUGAAGACCAAAUACUCCAGUAGUUUUUUUUAUUCUAAUUGUUUUCUUUAUGUUAUUUAUAGACAUAGACUAGACUUUUUAAAAAACAACUCACCACACUCCUAACAUCAAAACAGAAGAGUCUGUUUUUAAACAACUUGUUAACGAACUUAAAUUUUAAAAUUUUCAUACACCAGUGCAACUUAAUGUCAUUUUUAAUUUAAUUUUCAACUACAAAUUUCUGUUGCUUUAAAUAUACUUUAAAGGUGUACUUUUUUUUUUACAUACCUUUUGGAAAACUUAUACAACUUACUGUAGGCUACUUGAUAUUUUUUUUUAAAGAUAAAAUACAGGUACAAAUUUUCAUAAUUUUUUGAAUACUUUAAAGAAAAGAAUUUUUAAAACAAUUAUACUUUACAUGUGAUUGAAAAAACAGCACCAAAAGGGGAAACUUAGGUGAAUGUUUGUGUCAUGUGAUGUGUUAACUCUUCUGUGUUUGGAAACACAAAUGGAAUCUUUCAGCUGCCUUGUUGAAUGUUUGAUAUCACUUGAAGAGAUUCCGCCUUUUUUUUACGGCACAUUAAUCAGUAGUUUGUUUUAAUUGUAGCUAAACUCAUUGUUUUUAGGUUCAUAAUUAUCUAAUGCUUUUAAGUUUAAUUGUUAACUUAUCAUUUUUUAAAUGUCUAUGCCGUAAGGCCUGAAUUAUUUUUCUAUUAAAAAUUAUUAUAUUUACAUUUGAUGUAUAUUGUAUACAAUGUGUAAUAAUAGAUAUUUAGUACAUAUUUUCCAUUUAUACCAAAAUGAAUUGUUUGGUAACGUCAUAUAAGCUAAAAUAUUAGCUAAAAUAAAACAGCAAAAAGGAUUUAUCCUCAUUUCAUAAUCAGACAAAUUAUGUGAAAGUUGGUAAAUGAAAAUGUGUCAAUUUUUUUCCCAGAAAGCUUUAUAUGAGGUCAGUCAAAGAACUAAAAUCAAGCUUAAAUUUUUUAAAUGUACUUUAUCCAUCCAAGUACUAUCAUAUAAUUAAGUAAGGCCAUCAUAUGAAUUAUAUGAGGGGUUUAUAACUAUUAUGUGAAUAUGUUUUUCUAUUUUCCUGUCCAUUUUGACUGUCCCAACUUUGCCUUUUCUAUUGAACAUAAUGAGCCCAUAGUCUGUGAUUUGCCAGUUUGUACAUAGCACCUGUAGAUUAAUAUCUAACAGGCUUGUCUUUUUGGUUAAAUUGUUCAAAGUCUUGAUUCAACUGAUUUUAAAAUUAUAUUUUGGUUAAAAAAACAUAAUAAAACAACUUAAAUUGUUUACAACUACAGAAUUUAAAAACAAUUAGUCCUGAUUUUAAUUUGAUUAAUUUGUCUUGGAAUUUAAAAAAAAAUAAUAACUGAUUCAUUGUAGUCAAAUUUUCAUUACUUUCUACCUAAAGCCAUAAAUGGACAAACCAAUUUCAGUGAUACAGUUGGAUUAAUCCAGAAGGAAAACAAGUGUUUCAUUUCUUUAUAAAUUAUGCAGUCUUGUAUUUCAUAUCUUCAGACUAGCGUUCAUUCAAUUCAUCAUAUGCACAUAUGCCAGAUGUGUGACACAUUUUCUUUUGUUGUUUUAUAAAUUACUUUUUUUUUU
Physella acuta is the source of this 3040-nucleotide messenger RNA. Its product is annotated as mechanosensory protein 2. Lineage: Eukaryota; Metazoa; Mollusca; Gastropoda; Physidae. Gene Ontology annotation, cellular component: plasma membrane. The record is from RefSeq and is a predicted model, not a curated record.